Pelobates fuscus (common spadefoot toad) is the source of this 4537-nucleotide messenger RNA. It is a transcript of the gene SORCS1, whose product is annotated as sortilin related VPS10 domain containing receptor 1. NCBI's taxonomy places the organism in Eukaryota, Metazoa, Chordata, Amphibia, Anura, Pelobatidae. Gene Ontology annotation, molecular function: protein binding. The coding region runs from base 1 to 3750 and encodes 1249 amino acids. The record is from RefSeq and is a predicted model, not a curated record. The transcript has 27 exons. Gene Ontology annotation, biological process: post-Golgi vesicle-mediated transport. Gene Ontology annotation, cellular component: membrane; Golgi apparatus.
AUGGUGCACAGGAUGCAGGGGGGCACUCUGAGUGGGUGGGGGGAACAGGGGUCUAACACAAGAGGUGAUGAAGUGAAUGAAGAAGGAUUAUGGGGGGAUUUAGGUGAUCAUGGUCUGGGUACCAGUGCUCAGGGUAAGGACCAGUUUACUGCCCCAUGGGUGGGGGCACAUGUAGGGGCUGUGAAGGACCACAGUGAUGGAGCUGGCACUAGAGAGGGGCAUUGGGGGGCUAGGGACCAGGUAGUAGAUAAAGAGUCCUGGGGGGGAAAUCUGGUGGGGAGGGAUGGGGGUGACUGGGAUGAGGAUGCUGAUUCCCUGUACGAGGGAGCUGGGAGUUGGAGUUCUUUGGGUGACAGUGCUAGAUACUCUUUGGGUUCUGCUGGUAGUGAUAGAAGUGAUCAGGAUGGAGGUGCUGGGAGUGGUGUUAAUGAUAACUGGGGUGAUGGGGUUGAGAGUGGGGGUCAGUAUGGGGGUGACAGAGGCAGUCAGUUUCUAGGUGCAGAUGCUCCCCCCAUUGAUGAUCACAGGAGCCCUCUGCACAGGGGAGCCAGGAGGGUGCGGGACGCAGAGGGGCGCCGGGCAGGUGACCCGGAUCGGGUGAGCCGGUUCAGAGUGGAAGAGCUGAAACUGAGCAGCAGCACAUUCUCACUGAGUGGAGACUCGGCUCACAAUCAAGCCAUGGUGCACUGGUCGGGACACAACAGCAGUGUGAUUCUAAUCCUGACAAAGUUGUACGAUUAUAACUUGGGAAGCAUUACAGAGAGCUCGCUAUGGAGGUCCACAGAUUAUGGGACAACGUACGAGAAGCUAAAUGAGAAAGUGGGAUUGAAGACAAUCCUAAGCUAUCUUUAUGUCUGCCCUACAAAUAAACGCAAGAUCAUGCUGUUGACGGAUCCAGAGAUCGAGAGCAGCUUAAUGAUCAGCUCAGAUGAAGGAGCCACUUACCAGAAAUAUAGGCUGAAUUUUUAUAUACAAAGUCUCCUCUUUCACCCCAAACAGGAGGAUUGGAUUCUUGCCUACAGUCAAGAUCAAAAGCUGUUCAGCUCUUCAGAAUUUGGCAGGCGUUGGCUCCUUCUCAGUGAGACUGUUGCACCCAACAGAUUUUAUUGGACUGUGACUAUUUCUAAUCGAGAUGCUGAUCUGGUGCACCUGGAGACCAAGACCCUAGAAGGACAUUCCCAAUAUAUAGUUUGUCGAAUGCACAAUUGUUCAGAGACAGUGAGGACCAAGCCUUUCCCAGGAAAUAUUGACACCAACUCUCUCAUUGUCCAAGAUGAGUAUGUCUUUGUUCAGUUAACAUCAGGAGGUCGGCCACACUACUAUGUGUCCUACAAGAGAGAACCAUUUGCACAGAUGAAAUUGCCAAAGUAUGCUUUGCCAAAGGACAUGCAUGUUAUCAGCACUGAUGAAAAUCAAGUGUUUGUUGCCAUUCAAGAGUGGAAUCAGAAUGAAACGUAUAACCUUUAUAUCUCGGAUACACGGGGGAUAUUCUUUACCCUGGCUCUGGAGAAUGUGAAGAGCAGCAGAGGACCUGAGGGCAACAUAAUGAUUGACCUCUACGAGGUAGCAGGGAUCAAGGGAAUGUUCUUAGCUAACAAGAAGACUGACAGCCAAGUGAAAACUUUCAUCACGUACAAUAAAGGGAGAGACUGGCAUCUGCUACAGGCUCCUGACAGUGAUCUGAGAGGGAACUCCGUCAACUGCCUACUACCAUACUGCUCCCUACACCUUCACUUAAAGGUCUCAGAGAACCCAUAUACGACAGGCAACAUAGCAAGCAGAGACACUGCGCCUGGGAUCAUUGUGGCUUCAGGGAAUAUUGGGUCUGAACUGACAGAAACUGAGCUGAGUAUGUUCAUAUCAUCCGAUGCUGGCAACACUUGGAGACAGAUUUUUGAAGAGGAGCACAGUGUUUUGUACCUGGACCAAGGUGGUGUACUGGUUGCCAUGAAACAUACCUCUCUACCAAUUCGACACUUAUGGCUAAGUUUUGAUGAAGGUAGAUCAUGGAGUAAAUAUACUUUCACAUCAAACCCCCUGUUUGUGGAUGGUGUUCUUGGAGAACCAGGAGAAGAGACGCUAAUUAUGACAGUCUUUGGGCAUUUCGGUCACCGGUCAGAGUGGCAACUAGUUAAAGUGGACUACAAGUCAAUAUUUGAUAGACGGUGUACCCCAGAAGAUUACCUUCCUUGGCAACUUCAUAGUCAGGGACAAGCAUGUAUAAUGGGAGCAAAACGAACGUACAAGAAACGAAGAUCAGAGCGUAAAUGUAUGCAGGGAAAAUAUGCAGGCGCAAUGUCUUCGGAACCCUGUGUAUGCACGGAGGCUGACUUUGAGUGUGAUUAUGGUUAUGAGCGUCACAGUAAUGGGCAAUGUUUACCUGCAUUUUGGUACAACCCAUCUUCUUUAUCGAAGGACUGCAGCCUUGGCCAGAGUUACCUGAAUAGCACUGGUUACCGAAAGGUAGUAUCCAAUAACUGUACCGAUGGGGUGAGAGAGCGGUAUACAGCUAAGCCUCAGCAAUGUCCUGGCAAAGCUCCCCACGGCCUUCGCAUCACCACGGUGGAUGGAAAAUUAAUGGCAGAACAAGGACACAAUGUUACAUUUACAUUACAACUGGAGGAGGGUGAUAUCCAAAGGACUAACAUUCAAGUGGAUUUUGGAGAUGGAAUAGCAGCUUCGUAUGCCAAUCUCAGUGCCACGGAAGAUGGCAUUAAACAUGUCUACCAGAAUGUUGGAAUCUUUCGAGUGUUGAUUCAAGUGGAUAACAACCUCGGAUCUGAUAGUGCAACACUCUACUUGCACAUCACAUCACCUCUGGAACAUAUACAUCUAGUUCUGCCUUUUGUGACCACCAAGAAUAAGGAGGUGAAUGCUUCAGUGAUCCUGUGGCCAAGUCACGUGGGAACCGUUACUUAUGUCUGGUGGCUUGGAAACAAUAGUGAGCCCCUUAUCUCAUUGGAUGGAAGCAUUUCGUUCACAUUUGCCGCCGAAGGAAUGAAUAGCAUAACUGUACAAGUCACUGCUGGGAAUACAAUUCUCCAAGACACAAAAACUAUUGCUGUAUAUGAGCAAUUUCAAUCUCUACGCCUGUCUUUCUCACCAAACCUGGACGAAUACAAUCCCGAUAUCCCAGAGUGGAGAAGAGACAUCAGUCGAGUGAUUAAAAGAGCCCUCAUGUAUGCCACUGGAGUGAACAGCAAACAGAUUCUGGUAGCUGUCCUUCCUGGUCUACCUACGUCUGCUGACCUCUUCAUUCUGCCGUACCAGGAAAGCCCGGGGGGAAGUAAGAAGAAGUCAGAAGAUUUGGGGCAGAUUUGUGACCUAUUCAUCAACAAGCUCAACCAAGACAUGGUCCAUUUUGAGCUAAAACCAGGGGUCCGAAUUCUUGUCCAUGCAGCACAUUUAACAGCAGCCCCUCUGGUGGACCUGACUCCGAGUCACAGUGGCUCUGCAAUGCUGAUGCUCUUAUCGGUGGUCUUUGUGGGACUGGCAGUCUUUGUCAUCUAUAAGUUUAAAAGGAAAAUUCCUGGAAUUAAUGUUUAUGCACAGAUGCAGAAUGAGAAAGACCGAGCGAUGGUCAGUCCAGGCACUCAAAGUGAAACAAUGUCACCCAUACUCACUCACAUUCAGCCGGUGGGUCCUGAGCAGCUGUUAGAGGGCAAGGUGGAAACACAGCCUAUAGGAAGUAUUUCCACAGUUGCUGAAAACCAGAGCACAAACGAGAAUCCAACCUAUGUAAAUGUUUGAACCGAAGACGUCCUGCUGUUUGAACUCUUCUAAAAAUUAUGGUUUAUAGCUUUAAACCUGUUCAAGAGGACGCACCGGAAUAUGUACAGGUUCUAUAUUUUAAGGGACAAGUCUACCUUCUUUUCAAUUCACUUGUGUUUGUAAACAAUGAAUUUCCUGAAACAAUAAUUUGCAUGUUAUGAUCCCCAACUCCAGCCGAGGGGUGCCGGAGCAAUAUUCUCUGGCCCCCAUGUGGUAAAUUAGUUAAUUAUUCUUGGCAAUACUGCAGGUUGAGCUUCUCUGGUAGUUUAACCCCUUUAGUGCCAAAGCAGAGAGAGCUCAGACCAAAUGACGCUUUAGGGGUUAAAACAAAUAACAAGUUCAUUGGGCGGUUUAACACAUUCCCUGCUGUAUAGACGUGCAACAAGAAAAGGAUUAAACAGAACAUACUGUUUAAAUUAACCUUUUGCCGGGGCAAGGGGGGAGGGCAGGAAAAAAUGCUUGUACAUAAUCCUUUGUAAGAAAAUGUAUAAAUCAUUAAAAAGAUUCAUUGUAUCUGGUCAAAAUGGACAUCAAUUACUACAUCGCAGACAAUAGACCUUGCGGACAAUGUCAAUGCAUUUUCUUCCACGCAUUCAAUAUGUUCCUCACAGUACUACAAGCGAGGGUUACACACUUUUUCUGACACUUAAAGGAUCACUAAUCUAUGGUAAUUUGUGGCAGGACGUAAAAUGUUACAGUCACAAGCUUAGCACCAUGUGAUCGAUACCAUGUCAGCUGCGACAUGAACCAUACCGAAAAUCAGGAA